UAAUUACUGAGAACCUUUCAUCAUAUUUCAAACAUUGCACUGCAGAUGGCUUCCUAAAAAAUAACACUCAAAGUUAAAGGUUUACUUUGUUAUAUUGCGGAGGAUUUCAUCAUUUGGUUGUCAGGUUAAAUUGUGCCUUUUUAUGCUUUUGAAGUGAAAGCUCACUCAGUCAACUCAAAAGAGAGAUGUUCUUUCUGGUAUGUAAAAGCCAACGAUAGUUCUCUGAUGCACCUUGGAGAGUGAAAAGUGAGUGGCAGGGUGCUUUGUUGCAGUCUGCAGCCUCACCAUUAGAUGUCACUAAUUCUUACACACUUGACUUUUAAGGUGUUCAUAAUAAUUAGGACUGUUGACUGUGACUCCUGACAUACAGUACAGUAUCUGCAGCUGGCAGAAGAAGUUGCAGAUAAUGUCUGAAGUGGUUUUGUGAUUUGUUUCUUUAAGUAUUGUGAAUAUUUGCUUUUCCACAAAUACAGCCACCACUUUUUGCACUCAGUAACAAUCAAAUUAGUACAUUAAUAUUAUACAUUUGCAGUCUUUCUGCAGUAUUUUGUCAGCAAUGUAAAAAAAUAGGUGCUGCUGUACUUGUAUUUGAAUGUUUUACAACCAUUGUACAAGUGUGGUAUGUAAUAGAUUGCAAUUGAAUCAGCACAUAUGUCUAUUUAACUCUCCGAGCUUUCAGGAGAAAGUAAGAGAAAGAUUGUAUGAGAUUUGUGGGAUAAACUGCAUGAUUUCCUUAAAUUGGAUUUCCCCCCGAUGAUCAGUGGCUGGAGGUUAACUAAUUGUUUCAUAUCCCACUUAGACCAUACCAUAAACCAUCUGCUCUCAGUUGCUUCUGGGUAAUGUUUUGUACUUCUCUCUGUGAGGGGCCCAGAGCAGCUGUUUUUUCCCUUUAUCUCAUCUGGUGAGUUCUCUGGCAUCUUGACGAGCAGGUGCACGCGUCUGAUAUAUUUGUUCCAAUUAAGAGCAACGCGGUUUUGUUGUGAUGAGGACGUGAAUAAACCAAAAUCAUCCGAGCAGACAUCGUUACACGGCUUCCAGAAAUCGUUUUUUGGUUUAUUAAACACAUAUUAAUCAUUUGCAGCCUCUCGAACGCUUGUUUCCUCUGUGCGCCCCUCAGCGUAGUCCCGCCUCCAGUGCGCACAGGACCUGACGCGCCUUUAAGUGCCGUUGGAGCAGUUUGGAAAAUGCUGGACACACAUGGGCUGUUCGUUGUAUAGAGGUUCAUCAUUUCCCCCAAAGGAUGACUUCGACCAGUUGUGAUUCUUUAGAGGACUUGCAAACAUCAGAGAUGCUGAGCUCCAACAUCUCCAAGUCAUUGCGCGAAGACAAUGUCACCAAGAAUUCCAGUUGUGGAUCUGUAUCAGUGGGUUUUCCCAUCACCAUGAUGGUUACUGGCAUGGUGGGGAACUCUCUGGCUCUUGUCCUGGUGUACAUCUCUUACAUAAAGAAGGAAAAUAAACGGAAACGCUCCUUCUUGCUUUGCAUUGGAUCGCUGGCGCUGACUGACUUGUUUGGGCAGCUUUUGACGAGUCCAAUAGUGAUCUCAGUUUACAGAGCGGAUCUGAACUGGGAGCGCAUCGACUCGUCGGGGAAGCUGUGCGCCUUUUUCGGUGCGUGCAUGACAACUUUUGGACUGUGCGCGCUCUUCCUGGCCAGUGCCAUGGCGAUCGAACGGGCCAUGGCGAUAACAAACCCCCACUGGUACUCCAGUCACAUGAAGACGAGUGUCACAAAGCAGACUUUGGCUGCCAUAUGGUUUCUGGUGCUGCUCUUUGCGCUGCUGCCUAUCGCAGGCGUCGGGAAGUACACGCGGCAGUGGCCUGGCACCUGGUGCUUCAUCAGCACCGGGGACAGAGAAGUCCCGGGAAAUAUGUUUUUCGCCAUUACUUUCGCUGUACUUGGGAUUUUCUCUCUUCUUGUGACACUUUCCUGCAACGUCGUGACGAUCCGGGGUUUAAUUGUCCGAUGUAAAACAAAGACUGGCGCAUCUCAGUCCUCGAAACAGUGGGAGCGACUCACCACAGAGACCGUCAUUCAGUUGUUGGGGAUUAUGUGCGUCUUGCUUGUAUGCUGGUCUCCUUUGCUGGUGCUGAUGCUGAGGAUGAUCUCCAACCAAGUGUCCUCACACGAGUGCAGUACAACCUCAGGGGUGUCCAGUGAAAGCUCCAGCAGCCGCGAUGUCCAUUUAGACUGCAAUUUCUUUCUGACGGCGAUCCGCCUGGCCUCCCUCAACCAGAUUCUUGACCCCUGGAUCUACCUGCUCCUCAGGGAAAUCCUCUUCCGUAAGUUCUGCAUUGUAGCUAAUGCCGUGUCCAACUGCUCCUUGGAGAAUCGGAAGGAGAAUCCGAAUGCACUGGAUGCUCUUAACAAGCAGAGCCAAGACAGCAAUAAUCUCCAUAAAACACAAAGUGGCUGAGGUGACCACUGAUGGGAAUGGCUAUCUUGUGACCUUGAAUACAAUGACAGAUUGGACGGAUGGGGGAAAAAUGGAGGCAAGGUUGUCUUGGAAGUGUCAAAAAACUGGUAAUGGGUUUCAUUACAGAGGAGGAUAUUAGGAGGACACAUGUAGUGCCAGUGGCAUUCUUAAAGAGAACAGCCUAAUCUGAUUUGAGUGUAUUUGUUUUGCUUAAAACACAUUCCAGUCAAAGUCACCCAGCAGCAUGUAGACGCAUGACUGUGUCACUUCUUGCAUUUGGCCACAGCGUGGCUACCAGGAACUGUCUUAUCUUUACUCUCUUGUUAUCUUGACCUUUCCAGGUGCGACAAUUGAAUGUGGGUGACUCUAAACUGACUUAUAUGGAAGUGGUGCAUCUCAUGGGGUUUGUGAUCAUUACUUUCAUCAACUUGAAGCCAUUGAAGACCAUUUUUAUUGUCUGUUUAUUGAAAAAAAAAAACUGUCGAUUGCUUGCAUUGACUUGUAAAUAGCUUUUGCCAUAACUUACAUAAAAUGUAACCACUUUGUUUAAAAAAAGAUCUCUGGUCAUUCAGAAGAAAAUGCACAUCCUAAACUGGAGCCAAUCGUUGAUUGUAUGACUAUUUAUUAGAAUGCUGUUGUAAUAUGUUGGCGAUGGUAACUGUUGGGAAUCAGCUGUUGUAAAAUGUUAUAAUACACUGUAAAUUAUGUUCCUAGGCAACGAGCCAGGGACUGUGAAAUGUGAAGCUUUUACUGUCACCACUGUGUAUUAAAAGCAUUCAUGAUCUGUAAUGUGAACUGACAAGGGUGCCGAAUUUCACCAGCCAAGUCCUUUUUUGGAAGAUAAUUUGGAAGAUAAUUGGUCCAGUCUCAUGACCAGUAACAUUAAUGUAGAAACAGGGGUUCUCUUUGUGUCCAAGGAAAAAUACUGAGGGCCAUGUCCAGAAUGUCUCGUACACGAAAUGUAAACGAUCGAGAAGUGUUUAUCGCAUGUUUUCAAACUGCUCGUGCAAAAGCCACGCACAUAAUUUGUCGUGGUUUUACAAAUGUACAGCCAGCUUUAUAGUCACAUUAGAAUAAAGGGUCGAUGCUGCAGCUACAGUAGAUUUUCUUGGGUAAUCCAUCAUUGUACUUUUGUUUUCCUCAUCUGAAAAAUAUUGUCUUUGUAGCUCAUUUCCUAUAAUGUGCACUGUGCAAUUUCUCUGAGCGCUCACAUGACAUCAUGGCACUUUUUUUAAAUGACGCAGUUUGCUCGGAGCCGACUAAAUAUAAUUGUUGAGCAGCGCCCAGGAUUUGUUGCUUUUAUAAUCCACUUUUGCCUUGAGUUGACCGUCUUAAACACAUUUUGCUCUCAAGCUAUGGUGCAGUUUUGUAUCAUCACCAACCAACAACUCUGCCUUCUCUGUGCAGCCACCGAGGGCUUCACAAUGCACACUCUGCCUUGCCUGGUCUUGCCUUUCAGUGUGAGAACAUAAUCUAAAGUGAUAAUGACUUGAUCAGAGAUUGUCAAAUGGAAAAGCCUGGUGGAUGGUGGACAUUUUCUCUUCUCUACGAAUCUGUUCAUUUGCCAGCAGAGUGGACUUUAUCUCGUAUUGAUUGUAAAGCCAGUCUGCCUUAGUAGCACACCUUGAUAGGUGAGCUAAAAACAACAACAGCGGGAAACAACCGUUUUAGUUGCACAGAGAAGAUGUUUUUUUUUUCCAUAAGUCAUGAUUAUUUUGGAGGCCCGUGUCUCAUUUGAAUAUGGUAUUUUGUUUGGGAAACGUGAACUAUUAAUGUAUGCAUUCCACUCGGACAUGUGCAGUGCUCAUUUUCUCUGAUUGUGGAUGUUAUUCCAGACACAUGCACAUUGUGCUGCAUGUACACUUGUGACAUCAGGGGCUAAUUCAUGCAUUUUAAGCAGUGAUUGCAUUUAUUCGCAGUUUGCUGCCGGACAUGUUGUGUUUACGAUUGAUGCAGCUCACUUGAAUCUGCGGUGCAAUUAUCUCAAUUUUCUUGUCCAGGAGAUUCUGAGAGAGACUCCUGCUUUUCACUGGAGGACAACUUUUACAUCAAGGAAUAUCCCCUUCGGGAUAAUUGAUCCUAUAUGUGGUUGUGAAUGUUCCAGGAAAUUACAGACCACCCAAGCUCCAUGAUGGAAACGAAGAUGGGCCCAUUAAUAGUGUACACAAUGUUAACAGACAACGUCUUCUGUGACUCUGCAAUACAGUUUACUGUCAUAAAACCUACAUUUUCAUUACAGCUUGGGCUGCUACACGGCUACGAGAUGAAACAUUCUUUUUUUUAACAGCCCAAAGGGUGCAGCGAUGCUUGGCUUAAUUUAGAAAUAGCUCCCUGCUAUAAGAAUGUUGCAUUUUAAUGUGCAUAUUGCAAAUGAGCCACUUUAUGAAAUGAAGAAACCUAUGUUAUUCGAGCUCUUGAUUGCACAGAUUAUUUGGCCCUCGUGCCUAAUUCUUGUUCUGUGCAGAGGCAUUGUUACUCUCUGAAAACAGACAUGCUGUUUCAUCGUAAAAUGUAAAUAAGAUGUGAGACGCUGUGCUCUACCAACAGAUUCUGGUUUGCUAAAGGCUUUGACAACAUGACAACAAAAUAAACUACACAAGUGCAAACUGA
This is a messenger RNA of Solea solea (common sole), 5026 nucleotides long. RefSeq names its product prostaglandin E receptor 3 (subtype EP3) (gene ptger3). The record is from RefSeq and is a predicted model, not a curated record. Gene Ontology annotation, molecular function: prostaglandin E receptor activity. Gene Ontology annotation, cellular component: plasma membrane. The transcript has 2 exons. The coding region runs from base 1241 to 2416 and encodes 391 amino acids. NCBI's taxonomy places the organism in Eukaryota, Metazoa, Chordata, Actinopteri, Pleuronectiformes, Soleidae. Gene Ontology annotation, biological process: adenylate cyclase-activating G protein-coupled receptor signaling pathway; phospholipase C-activating G protein-coupled receptor signaling pathway; positive regulation of cytosolic calcium ion concentration.